Messenger RNA from Neolamprologus brichardi, 1254 nucleotides. NCBI's taxonomy places the organism in Eukaryota, Metazoa, Chordata, Actinopteri, Cichliformes, Cichlidae. The record is from RefSeq and is a predicted model, not a curated record.
CAUCCGUAUCAGAAUGGAAAUCAGGACUAUACUCUUAUUGAAGAUCAGCAUGAAGUCAAAUUGAGAGUGCAUAAUGCUACCAAAGACCACGAGGGCCUCUACACCUGUAUUUGUACCUGGGCAUACAAUAAUAAGGUGUACAGUACGUCAGGUUCCAGGGAACUUAUACUUCUAGAAAAAGCUGUGCACUACCUAGAAAUUUUGACCCCAGCUGAUGAGUCGCAGGAGCAGUUUGCUGAUGAAGGCUCUGAGAUUAAGCUGAAUUGCUCAGUUUUGUGUGGGACUAAUGUGAAACAUGACUGUAAUGCCAGCUGGUACAUCAAUGGAAUUCCUUUCAAAAACAGGGAUGGUUAUAGUCAAACUACCAAAAUAGCAACUGAGGAACCUUCAAAGAAUACCAUUGCCACUGCAAUCCUCACCAUUAAAAAAGUGUCUGCUAAGGAUUUUCAACAGAAGUUUAAGUGUUUUGGCGAGAGCUAUUACGGAACAAAGAAUGCCAAAUUAACUCUUAAGAGGAAAGAAUCCAUAAUUCCACUUGCCAUUGGAGGAGUAUGCAUGUUAUUCGUUGGUGUUUUUGUCGCUGUUUUGGUCAAAUACUUUGCCAUUGACUUAGCCCUAUUCUUCAGACCCUACUUCCCACUAAGCAGUAGCAAUAAAGACACAAGUUUAUAUGACGCCUAUGUGGUCUACCAGACACCAAUGGACAAGAUCACUGAGGACACACUCUCUCAGUUUAUCACGCAGACUUUGCCCUCUGUCCUCGAGGAUAAGUGCGGAUAUCGGCUCUUUAUCCACGGGAGGGAUGACAUACCAGGGGAAGAUCGUCUGGAGUUGGUGGAGAAAUGCAUGAAUCAGAGCAGGAGGCUCAUGGUCAUUCUCACACCAGAUCUGGGAUCAGGCUCCAUGACGACAGAGCGAUGGCCUGCCUCACCCCAAACCUCAGUGAUGGGAGGGUUUGACUGGCAGGUGGGGCUCCACCAUGCAUUGGUCCAGAGGGAACUGAGUGUGAUUUUGAUCCAGCUGGGAGACACGGGGCCACAGCAAUACACACACCUCCCCCCGGCCUUGCAGCACCUGAUUCGUAAGAGUGCCCCUUUGAAGUGGCCAGAGGGCUCUGGAGGCGCUGCAGCAUGGAACUCUCGCUUCUGGAAGAGAGUGAGAUACCUGAUGCCUGCCACACCUGUCAAAAAAUGUGCACAGUCUACUAUUAUCUAAUACAUCUUUCAACACGUUUUGUUUAAUGUUUUGUACAUA